Messenger RNA from Astyanax mexicanus (Mexican tetra), 3154 nucleotides. RefSeq names its product G patch domain containing 1 (gene gpatch1). The coding region runs from base 40 to 3015 and encodes 991 amino acids. The record is from RefSeq and is a predicted model, not a curated record. The transcript is spliced from 19 exons. Gene Ontology annotation, biological process: mRNA processing. Gene Ontology annotation, molecular function: RNA binding. Gene Ontology annotation, cellular component: nucleus. NCBI's taxonomy places the organism in Eukaryota, Metazoa, Chordata, Actinopteri, Characiformes, Acestrorhamphidae.
UACGUAUGAACCUCCGCGGCCACCGUAGUGCAUGUAAACAUGGCGUCGGACGGAGAGAGUGAUGAGGAUUUCGUAACUUAUGGGAUUCCUCUGGAGCCGCUGGAAGAAGAUGAGCCGCUGCGGAAGCCGGUCCCCCUGCAGGAUCAGACGGUAAAGGAUGAGAAGGGCCGCUUCAAGAGGUUUCAUGGAGCUUUCACCGGGGGCUUUUCCGCCGGAUACUUCAACACUGUGGGCACCAAGGAAGGCUGGACACCAUCUACUUUUGUGUCAUCACGGCAGCAGAAAGCAGAGAAGCAGAAUGCCAGACCAGAAGACUUCAUGGAUGAGGAGGAUUUCGGUGAGCAUGGUAUCGCACCCCGAGAGAUCACCACCACAGACGACUUUGCUUCUGGGAGGCCAGAUCAAAUCCGGGAUAAGGCCAAAGCCAUCAGUUCCUUAUCAGCUCCUAUUCCAGGAGACACCCUGCUGGAGGAGCUCAUCGCACCUGCACGGUCCUCUAUUGGGGUCCAGCUGCUCCGUAAAAUGGGUUGGAAGGAUGGGCAAGGGAUUGGACCCAGGCUGAAGAGAAGACAACGCAAACAAGACACAGAUGAGAAAAUGUAUGGUUGUGCUUUACCACCCACUGGAUCUGAGGAGUCAGAGGACGAUGAUGAGUUUGUUCCAGAGAAUGUAACCUUUGCACCCAAAGAUGUGAUUCCAGUGGAUUUCACCCCUAAAGAUGACAUUCAUGGCCUGGGCUAUAGGGGACUGAACCCUCUGCAGGCGCUGGGCGGUGGUUCCGGGAUGGGGCAUAUCAAUCUGUUCACGGUUGACUCUGAAAGGACGAGCAGCCUGUUUGGAGGCAGGAAUAGAGGGAAACAGCGUAAAGGUGGAAUCGGAGGACAGGCAUUUGGAGUGGGAGCGAUGGAGGAGGACGAUGAUGAUAUCUACCACAGAGACACCAUGUCCAACUAUGAUGCUGUAUUGGGAGGGGAGGAGCCGGGAGAUGGUCUGUAUGGGUGGACCGCCCCUCAGCAAUACAAGACAAAGAAGAGAAACUCAAACAGAGACGCUGCGUAUGUGGGGAAGAUACUUGAAGGUUUCACCCUGGGAUCUCAACCCACAGAAGCAAAAACAGUGUUUCCUCCCCCAGAUCUUCCACGGGAUUAUCGACCAGUGCAUUACUUCCGGCCGGUGGUGGACCCGUCGUCUGUGAGCCCACUGGUAGCCCAGGCCCUACAAACCUCCCGUGGUCACCUAUCAUUGCAGGACGCACCACAGCAAGGGCGCCACACGCUGGACUCUGCACAGAGGAGAGAGAUGCUGGGAGAAACGACACUACAGGGCCCCAGCUCAGUGUUUGAUCUGCUGGACAGGAAGGAUAGAGAGAGACUGAGUGGCUUCCAGAAAUCAGCAGAAGAAAAGCGAGCUCAGGGGGACAUGUCCUCUGCUCAGGGUCGUGCUGCUGUCGUGGCUGCAGCCAAAGCCUCUGCCCUGCAGUCCCUAUCCAGCCGCUUCCAGUCCAACUCUGCUGUCCCUCAGUCUGACAGCAGUGCCCAGACCCAGCCAUCUGCUCCCCAGAGAGAUCCGCAGAUCCAGUCUCCAGCAUCCACCCAGCUAGCCCUCAGCGCCUGGUCCAGCCCUACAGCUCAGAGCGGCCAGACCUUCAAGCCUUUUGAUAAAAACCCGGCCAAACAGGCCCGAUACGACCUUUACAUCAGCCGACUGAAGCAGGGGGAUAAAGAUGCGCUUGAGUUGAGUCUAGACCAGUCAAUGACCGAGUGGGAGAGAGGGAGAGAGAGGGAGGAGUUUAUUCGUGCUGCAGUUCUCUAUAAGCCUAGUCACUCCUUACUGUCCUCGCGCUUCACCCACGGCAAACACGAGGAUGACACAGACUCGGUGGAUGUGGCACGAGAUCAAGAGAAUGACGUGGAUGAUAAGCAGGCAGCCGUCAAGAUGAAGAUGUUUGGGAAACUGACAAGAGACACCUUUGAGUGGCAUCCUGAUAAACUACUAUGCAAGAGAUUUAAUAUCCCAGAUCCUUUCCCAGGCUCAGGUAUAAUUGGUCUGCCCAAAGUGAAGCGAGACAAGUUCUCCGUGUUCAACUUCCUGUCUGUAAUGGAUCCACCUGCAUCCACCUCCAGCUCUGCAUCUGCCCCUCCUGCCCCUAAGUCCUCGUCUGUGGCCUCUGGCAAGCGCUCUAGAUGGGAUGUAUCCGGCCAGGAGUCCCAGGUUAAAGACUCACUCAGCAGAUUCAUCAGUGAGGCUCGGAUCGAAGUGUCUGCAGCACAGCAAGACCAGACGAGCACUGACACACCUCCAGCAGACUCUGCUACAGUCACUGCUGAGUCUAAAACAGCAGAGCCUCAGGCUGAUCAAACAGCAAAGAAAGCUGAAGAUGAGGAAGAGGCUGAAGAGGAAGAAGUUAGACCUCCGAUAGACCUGUUCAAGGCCAUCUUUGCUAGUUCGUCCAACGAGGGGAGCUCAUCUUCAUCCGAAGAAGACAGCGGUGAAGAAGAGGCACAGGCAGUGGAGCCCCAGCCAAUUGUACCAGUCAUCACACCAACAGUCAACACUAUUGCCCUGCCUGUUUUACCACAGGCUCCUCCCACAUCAAGCCUGUGUGCUACGACAGAACCUAAGCCUCUGUUAGAGGACGGAGAUCAGAAGCAUGCCUCUGCUGCUCCCCCUGUACAGACUGGAGACCUUGACAGUGAGGAGUUUGGGCCCAGACUACCACCUCCUGGGCAAGUAUUCACACCAUCGCCAGCACAGGAAGAAAAGCCAAAACAGCAAAGCAAAGAGAAGCACAAAGCCAAGAAAGAGCACAAACACCGGAAAGAGAAAAAGCAUAAGAAGAAGAGUAAGAAACACAAGCAUAAAGGAAAGCAGAAGAAAAAGAAGAAGAAAGCCGAGGAGACUGACACCAGCUCUGAUUCUGACUCUGACAGCGAUGAUGAUGAUGAUGACGGCCUGGGGCCAGUAUCCACUAAUGACCUCCUACAGAGGUUAAAAAUCCUCCGUGGCAAGAAGUAACUUAGCACCUAGAGUUUGUUGCUUGUCCUCCAUGAGGAUUUAAUUUAGUUAAUUAAGGGGAUACUACCUCUAAACUAUCAAUUCAAUAUUAAUUCAAUUCAUGAAGGAAAUAACUUCCACCUUGUAUGUAACUUAAUAA